UGUUUUAGAAGAAGUGAAAACUCAAAACCGUGUUUGGUUUCUGGAAUAACGAGAACGCGUAGUAGCAUUUUAAUUUUCUUUGGCUCGGAGCAUGAAUUCUUAUUGGAAUGAAUCCCAUUAAAUUCCUUCCAUACACAUGGCUUCACUACCAUGCAUCCAUCACCACUCCUAUUUAAACUCUUCUCUCUCAUCUCAUUCCCAAAUUCAUCACAUUUAAUCAAAUCAAAUUCAAGACAAACACGCCCUUAGAUCUCUCUCUCUCUAGCUAUCAUGGUUCUUUCAGAAACCGCUACCGGCACCGAUGUCUCAGUCCACUCUACCUUCGCCUCGCGCUACGUCCGCGCCUCCCUUCCCAGGUUUAGGAUGCCGGAAAAUUCGAUACCAAAGGAAGCAGCGUAUCAGAUAAUAAACGACGAGCUAAUGCUGGACGGAAAUCCAAGACUGAACCUGGCGUCGUUCGUAACGACAUGGAUGGAGCCUGAAUGCGACAAACUCAUCAUGGCUGCCAUUAACAAGAACUAUGUGGAUAUGGACGAGUACCCUGUCACCACUGAGCUCCAGAACCGAUGUGUGAACAUGAUAGCACAUCUAUUCAAUGCGCCACUCGAAGACGGAGAGCCGGCAGUUGGCGUCGGCACAGUUGGGUCGUCGGAGGCCAUAAUGUUGGCCGGGUUGGCCUUCAAACGGAAGUGGCAGAACAGAAGGAAGGAACAGGGAUUGCCUUUUGACAAGCCCAACAUUGUGACUGGUGCCAAUGUGCAGGUUUGUUGGGAGAAAUUCGCCAGGUACUUCGAGGUGGAACUGAAAGAGGUGAAGCUUCGCGACGAUUACUAUGUAAUGGACCCUGAGUUGGCCGUGGAAAUGGUUGAUGAGAACACCAUUUGUGUGGCUGCAAUCCUUGGUUCCACUCUCAAUGGAGAGUUUGAAGAUGUCAAGCGCCUUAACGACCUCCUUGAGCAAAAGAAUAAGGAAACAGGAUGGGAAACUCCAAUUCACGUGGAUGCAGCAAGUGGAGGAUUCAUAGCGCCAUUUCUAUAUCCAGAUCUUGUGUGGGACUUUAGGUUACCAUUAGUGAAGAGCAUUAAUGUUAGUGGCCACAAGUAUGGUCUUGUCUAUGCUGGCAUUGGUUGGUCCAUUUGGAGAAGCAAAGAAGACCUUCCUGAGGAACUCAUCUUCCAUAUUAACUAUCUUGGUGCUGAUCAACCCACUUUUACUCUCAACUUCUCCAAGGGUUCUAGCCAAGUUAUUGCUCAGUAUUACCAACUAAUUCGUUUGGGUUAUGAGGGAUAUAAGAAUGUCAUGGAAAAUUGUAGAGAUAACAUGCUAGUACUUAAAGAGGGACUCGAGAAAACAGACCGGUUUAAAAUUGUAUCAAAAGAUAACGGCGUGCCGCUGGUGGCCUUCACACUCAAGGACAGUAGCCACUUCAACGAGUUCCAAGUCUCGGACUUCUUGCGUCGCUUUGGUUGGAUAGUGCCGGCAUACACCAUGCCUCCAGACGCACAGCAUGUUACCGUGCUGCGUGUUGUCAUAAGGGAGGACUUCUCGCGCACCCUCGCGGAGCGCCUUGUCCUCGAUGUCCAGAAAGUGUUGCAUGAGCUGGAAUUGCUUCCUGCAAGGGUAGUGUCCAACACCACCGUGACACCCAAUGGAGAAGUUGUGGACAAUAAUGUGAAAGUCAAGAAGAGUGAAUUGGAAACACAAAGGGAAAUCACUAUGGUUUGGAAGAAAUUUGUGAUGGAGAGGAGGAAGAUGAAUGAGAAGAUGAAUGGUGUUUGUUAGAGCUAGCUAGCUUUAUUUAGAUAAUUGUGAUUUAUGGUGGAAGAUUGAUUGAGUCUAUGCAAUAUUUUUGUUAAACUCGUACAAAUUAGAGAGAUGUAUGUUUUAAGCCAGAAAAGAAGUUCUUUUAUUGUUGAAGGAAACUUCUCCUCCAUGUGUGUUUAAAAUGUAUCAACCAUUAUUUUAGAUCAUACAAAAAUUUCUCUAAGAUUACA
Molecule: messenger RNA, 1994 nt
Organism: Arachis duranensis
Lineage: Eukaryota; Viridiplantae; Streptophyta; Magnoliopsida; Fabales; Fabaceae
Product: glutamate decarboxylase 4
Exons: 6
Coding region: 271-1782 (503 amino acids)
Biological process (GO): L-glutamate catabolic process
Cellular component (GO): cytosol
Molecular function (GO): pyridoxal phosphate binding; glutamate decarboxylase activity
Source: RefSeq, a predicted model, not a curated record